UACCACCACCUCCAAACCACCUCACCCUCAAUAUUGACUUGCUCGUAUCAACAUGCCUGUACCAAAACAAAUAAUAUCGCAGAUCAAACAGCUCAUCCCGCCUUUGGAUGGAUCGCUGCAUAAGGGACAGUCGGGAAGAGUUGGUGUGCUUGGAGGGGCACUAGACUACACAGGAGCACCUUUCUUCGCCGCCAUCUCUGCGUUGCGAGUAGGUGUAGAUCUUUCGCAUGUGAUAUGCUCACCCACUGCUGCUGGUGCCAUCAAAUCAUAUUCCCCUGAUCUCAUUGUCCACCCAAUUCUCCGGGAAGAAGUGUCACCUAAAUCUCUACGAGACGAAAUGAAGGGCCUCCUCUCGCGCCUACACGUCCUCAUCAUCGGACCCGGUCUCGGCCGUGAAGAGUACAUGCAAUCACACGCACGCAUGGCUUUCGACGUGGCCAAAGAACAGAAUAUGUUUGUCGUUCUGGACGCUGACGGUCUAUAUAUGGCCGGCCAAGAUUUGAGCAUCGUGAAGGGGUACAGUCGGAUCGUGCUCACUCCUAACGUCGUCGAAUUCAAGCGACUCAGUGAACAAGCCGGUAUCGACCCAAACACGAAACCAGAAGAGCGUGCCGGGGCCAUCUCAAGGAAGCUAGGUGGAAUAACGAUACUUCAAAAAGGCGCCAACGACAUAAUCUGUGCAAAUACGUCUUCCAACUCAGCCGUCGGCUCUGAACCCACGGAUGAGACCGUCAUUGUGGAUACACAAGGAGGCAUGAAACGCUGUGGCGGUCAGGGAGAUAUCCUCAGCGGAUCUGUCGGUGCACUUUUGGCGUGGAGUAAGUGCUACGAGGAUGGUGCGUUUGGGGACAAGAGCGUGCCGGUGUCGAGGAUGCCGCUGUUGUCUGCGACGGGGGCCAGUAUAAUCACAAGAGGGGCGAGCAGGAGGGCGUAUGAGAUCAUGGGAAGGGGCGUGGUGACGCAGGAUAUGCUGAAAGAGAUCGCGGGAUCGUUUUCGGAGGCGUUUGGGGCGGAGAUGUGGGGUGGAAAGCUGUAGGUGUCGGACUGGCGCAAGACUGACGGAUAGGCAAGACAUAUGUGCGAGGAUGGGUUGCAUGUGGAGGACAGAAGACGCUGUAUUUGUUGUUGUAACACAUAGUACCACUUUCUUUCGG
Stereum hirsutum FP-91666 SS1 is the source of this 1154-nucleotide messenger RNA. Its product is annotated as Ribokinase-like protein. Lineage: Eukaryota; Fungi; Basidiomycota; Agaricomycetes; Russulales; Stereaceae. Gene Ontology annotation, biological process: metabolite repair. The record is from RefSeq and is a predicted model, not a curated record. Bases 53 to 1036 code for a protein of 327 amino acids. The transcript has 6 exons. Gene Ontology annotation, molecular function: ATP-dependent NAD(P)H-hydrate dehydratase activity.